Drosophila arizonae is the source of this 2280-nucleotide messenger RNA. RefSeq lists its product as uncharacterized. The record is from RefSeq and is a predicted model, not a curated record. NCBI's taxonomy places the organism in Eukaryota, Metazoa, Arthropoda, Insecta, Diptera, Drosophilidae.
CUCGCACGCACAGCCACUGUCAAUGGAGAUUGUAGCAAAUGCUGAACUAAUGCGCGCCCUUGUAUAAAACGCGUGGCCGGGUCAAGCUGGGCCAUCAUUGAACGGUUGGACAUCGAGGGCUUAAGCACGACCAACGUGAAGAUGAAUUUCAUUGGCGCUCUAUUGGUGCUACUCGCCUGCUCGCUAUGCGGCCUAAGCGCCGCGGAUUUGGGGCUGAAGCAAGCGAAUCGCUUCGAGGAGAGCAGCUACGGCAAUUCGCGCUAUCAGAUCUUUGAGGUGCACAAUCACUAUCAGGGCAAGAGCCACGCCUACUUGCCGCCCGCACAGACCAGCCACGAGGAGAUACACAUACACCAGCAGGCGCAGCCGCAGCAGCAGCAACAUGUUGUCGCUGGUAAUGAUGACAAUUUGGAUGUUUCAUUUCUGAGCUUUGGCGAUGAGCGCCAAGUGCAGGCGCAGCCCUUGCCAGCGGCACAGCCAGUGGUGCAGCCCGUGGCUCAGCCAGUGGUGCAGCCCGUGGCUCAGCCUGCGUCUGUUCCGGUGCCUUUUCCUUCCAACUAUCAGCAUGACUUCCAGCGCAAGCAGGCGCCUCAGCCAGCUGUGGCCUAUAGCACGCCAGCUUAUUUGCCGCCCACUGUUGCCACGCCCAACCUGCAACUGCAGCAGCAGCAACAGCAGCAGGCAUAUCAAUCGCCAGUUGCCACCACUUUGAACGCUGCUGCACCACAGGUAUUCGCGGAGCCAGCAACCGGCUAUCAGGCGCCUGAUUAUCUGCCUCCCACUGCCAGCAGCUUAGAUCAGCAGCAGCAGCAACAACAACAACAACAGCAGCAGCAGCAGGAGCAGCAACAGUUGGUGCAGCCUGUGCCACAAGCAACGCUGCCUCAGGCAGCCGCACCAGCAGCUGCUUAUAAUGCUCCUGGCUACUUGCCACCUGGCUACGAUUUCAGCAAUCCCGACCAGCUGCCUUUGGAUCAGAUUAUUGAGCAACCCCAGCUGCCAGCCGUGCAGCCAGCAACAGUUGGUGAGUAUCGCACACAGGGUUACUUGCCGCCCAGCUACGAUGCAGCCAAGCAGGUGCAACAGCAACAGCCACAGCAACUCAGCCAUCCUGGUGCUCUGCCUGAGGGCUACGACUUUACCAAGCCCGAGAACUUUGAGGCUGCCAUUGCUGAGCUGCACAGUCUGCAAACGCAAACCAAAUUGCUUAAGCAGCAGCAACAGCAGCAGCAGCAGCAGCAGCAACAGCAGCAAUUUCAGCUGCAAACUGCUGUUGCUCCUGCUGCCUAUCAGCCGGCACCCACUGUGGUGGCCGCACCACUGCCCGCACCGCCCACACAGCACACACACAUUCAUGCGCUGAGGAGCUAUAUGAACAACGUGCAGCCGUAUGCGCGCUACGGCCAGCCACAGGCCCAGCAACAGCAGCAGCUGCAGCUGCAACUGCAGCAACGUGUGCAGCAGCAACAAGUGCAGCAGCAGCAUGUGCAGCAGCAACAAUUUGUUGAGGUGGCGCCCAUGUACCGUGAGCAAUCGAAGCGUCCGCGUUUCUAUGCCCCUGCCAUGUCCUACGCACGCACUGCGCUGCCCACGCAGUACCACCAACACCACCACCACAUCUUUCACGCCCAACGCCAGCAACAUCAGCAGUAUGCACAACAGUCGCUGAAAAAGUUCAUGCCGCGCGAAAUGCAACUGGCCGUCAAUGUGGCCGUCGCUGCCGCCGCGCCCGUUGCCCGCGGCAGCUCCCGAGUGCGCACCGUGCAGAUCGUCAAGCCGCAUGAGGUGCGCACAUUCAAGGUGCUGGAAACUUUGGAUGCUGCUGGCGUGAAGACCAUCAAAAUCCUGGGCACCAGCAGCGAGCAGCCGCGCGGCCAUCAUCACAUUGUCAAGGUGAUCAGCCAGGAUGCCAACAAUGUGGAGACACAUGUGCAGACGGUCAAGAUCUACGACGACCAGCAGGAGUAUCGCCAGCCACAGCCACAGCCACAGCAACAGUUGCCAGCGGUGGCGCCUCGCGGCUAUUUGCCACCAACUGUGGCAAGGCCACGCGAGCGAAUUGUGCGUCAAACGCGACCGCUGCGCCUGCUGCCUGUGUCCAGGCACUGAGUCCCACACGCACACAAACACACACACACAUACACACAUAUAUAUCAACACACAGACUCGUAGCACUGAUUAGUUUAAUUUCAUCAAAGCGUAUCGAAUUUGUUGCCGGCUCGCGCGCUGUUCAAAACGCGCGCUAGUUUCAUUUCUCAACCUAAUUUCUAUUUUUUUUUU